This is a messenger RNA of Phytophthora sojae, 3153 nucleotides long. RefSeq lists its product as hypothetical. The record is from RefSeq and is a predicted model, not a curated record. The coding region runs from base 1 to 3153 and encodes 1050 amino acids. Lineage: Eukaryota; Oomycota; Peronosporomycetes; Peronosporales; Peronosporaceae. The transcript has 4 exons.
AUGGCUCCUCCGUCGCGUGCAUUCGCCGACGCGGCUGCCGCUGCUCUUCGGGCUCUCCAGUGCUCCGGACCGGGAGCUGUUGAUGUCGCCACCGACACUUCGGGUCGUCGUCCGGCGCGCCAGGCUCGUUCGGCGGGUGCCCCCGCCCCUAUCGCCGCUGGUGCUGUGCCCCCAGCCCCGGCCGCGCCUGCAGGUGACCCUACGCUCAUUCCUGCCGCCUCCGGGACCUCGGUCGACCCUCCACCGGCUCCUCCAAGUAGUCCUGAGUCUGCUGCUGGGGCGACCGAGACUCCCUCGCCGGCAGUUCCCAGUGAAGAGGCUCCCGACUCGCCGCCGACACCGCCGCCAAGCGCCAGCGCUCCACCGUCGCCAACUCCCGCGCCUUCGGUCAUGUUGGCAACUCGCGGGGCGUCGGUGGGGGGCGAGGCAGCUGUAGGGGGUCGCGCCGGAGCUGGUGCUGGCCCGGCCGAGGUUCCUCCGACAGCGGUCGUCUUGGGCGAGCAACAGAUGCUGGAACUCGCUCGUCUCGUCGUGGGUGUUGUCCCUUCACCUCCAGCUCGAGUCAACGCUGCUCUCGACCACAGCCUGCAAGCUGCUACUAACGUCGGUGAGGCAGAGCUCUCCAACGCCAAAGAUAAACUCGCUGAAGAGAUGAACCUGCGGACCAAGUCGGACUACUUCCUCGUCUCGGCCAACUCCGAGUGCGACCAAGCUCUGGACCUCGACCAGGACAUGCGCUCGUUGGAGAAGCAGACGCUCGUUGCUGAGGCCGAUUCGGCCGCUGCUGUACGUCGGAACACCCAGCUCCACGAGCGUAUAAGUGCAAGCCUCGUUACCUACAACACUCAGUUAGAGAGGCUUCGGAAGCAGUUGGCCGACCGCGACCGAGCAAACGUCAUCCCUGCACGCAUUCAAGCGUUGACGGACGAGAACAACAGCUUGCGGCGAGCGAAUUCUAUCCUUCGUCGGCACUCGGCAGCACACGGACUCGACGUCGACACCUUGGUCCUGGCCUCAGCCGGCAUCUCCGCCGCAGAGAUUGAUUGGAAUCUUCUCGGGCUAUCCCCACCGACAGUCACUGUCGAGAGUCCACGCCAUGACGAACCCUCGUCAGAGGAGGGAGAGGAGUCCAAGACGACCGACGUGCCGAUGGCUGAGUCCACCGAGGCUACGUCCGCUCCCGCUGCUUCGGUGGGCGCUUCUGCUGGUUCCCCGGUCUCCACCGAGUCGUCAUCGCGCAAGCGGGGUCGGCAAACCGAGUCUGCUUCCGUCGGGAAUACGGCAUCCCAGCCUCCUCCUCACAAACGCUUCGACAGACCGUCAGUCGACCUGAGGGCCAGGGCUGCAGCGGCCGCCGCACCAUCUAGUCCUCGUUCUGCAUCAGGAGAGAUUUCCCCGCCUCCUCGGUCGAUGGUGCGUCCUCCAACGACGGCUCGCUCAAGCUGGUUGAAGUCUCAGCCUCUCCCGUACGAACACUCAGACGUCCCCUUGUAUCCGCGGCUGGCCAGUCGCGCCUCGCCUCCCUCGCCAGCCCCAGCCCAGCAGCAGGAAUCGUCUGACGUGGAGUUUGGAGGGGGUAUGAGUCCUAGCGACACUUCACAAGAUGACCUUGAGCCCGGCGAGAUUCCGGGGGUGUCGGCCAGCGCUCAGGGUGUUCAAGGUUCUGCUACCGAGCCUUCCGGUACUGUCAUCGAGGUUCCAUCCGAGGUUUCGCCUUCGGCGGCGACUUCCGUUCCUUCACCAGUCCCGUCUGGUACAGCCGUCGUUGGCCGUGCCCCUCGAGAAUCGGCUGCUGGGGUCACCGAGGGCUCUGGCGGCCCGCCAGACCGUUCACCUAGCGGUGAGUCGCCUCAUGAGUCCGAGACUUCCGAGGACCGCGCAGCGUUGUUCCUGGCGAUGUUCGGCCCCGACGAAAGAGAGGAAACCUCGGUGGCGCAACCUGUCGCUCCAUCGGAGGCUCCUUCUCCUCUGGUUGCCGCGACCGGGGUUCCUGUAGCUUCACAAGCGGCCACCGUGCCACUCCCGAGUCGACUCCACACUCGGUCGGCCUCUGUUUACGCUCGGGCGAUGGUAACAGCAACGGUGACAGCUUCACAGUGGGCUGGACCUGCGUCGAUUGCCCCAGCAGUGGUUGACGCUUCCGACGUAGCUCCUGGAUUGCGGAAGCUCAGUGGUCUUGCUACCCUGUUCUUGGAGCCGGGUUUCACGGCACCCGGAGCGUCGGAAUGCUGGCAUCUCAUCCAAAACGCCAGUGUCCCCCUCGUCUUCGAGGACGACUUGGUCGCCCCCAGUUCAGUGGAUGGAAUCGUGGAGUUUGGCUUGUGGACGGAUCCUGCUCACCCCUUCCAAGUGUUGCGCCAGCUUUUCCCAGACGAGCUUUAUUUGAUCGAUACGACGGGUUUUCCAUCCUCGGUGGCUAUAUCCCGUCGUGCAACUGGUCGGGCCCUUCUCGUUCGCCUAUGGCGGCAGGGGUACUCCUACCACUCCACCGAGAGGGGCGACCUUGGUUUCGCCUUGUGGGAGCGUCGCCACUGGAUUAGGGGUAAAGCUGUCAAGGCGUAUAUCGACAACCUCGUCAGCACCCUCGGUCAGCGCAACGUGCAAGUCCUAGCGCUUCGACAAGCGUGGUCCAAGUACCACGGAGAGCGCAGUUAUCGUGCAGAUCGCUUGCGAGACCAGAUGCUCCACAAGGUGUGGAAUGGGGCCAUUACGUACGACGGACAACCUCCACAGCGCCGCACCGAGGAUUUGCUGGAGCCGUCGUACCUGCAAUACUCGUUCGAGGUGAUGGAGUGGGUCCCCACUACCGACGACUGGGCCUCCGAGGUGGCGGACGUGGAUGCCCGCGAGCCGUGGCGUAACUGUUGGUUUCAAGCGCCGGCAGACCACCCCUACAACACGGCUUUCGCCCCUUGCAACGACGUCCCGUUGUUUGUCCCCAACGGAUCGACUCGGGAAACCGUGGCGUCAUCGGUCGUGGUCGAAUCUUCUCUGCGGACUUCGAUGGUGGUCGCUCCAUGGGUGGCCGAGUUCGCAAACGCUCGUCGUUCUCGCUCUCCAAGCCCCGAUGAGGAGACGAAGGAGUUGGGUGAAGCUUCUUCUGCCGCCGGGUCAAGUCUGGGCGUGUUGGCUCAGGCUGUGAUGGAGAUUUAG